Molecule: messenger RNA, 1117 nt
Organism: Scophthalmus maximus (turbot)
Lineage: Eukaryota; Metazoa; Chordata; Actinopteri; Pleuronectiformes; Scophthalmidae
Gene: mrps26
Product: mitochondrial ribosomal protein S26
Exons: 4
Coding region: 145-774 (209 amino acids)
Cellular component (GO): mitochondrial small ribosomal subunit
Source: RefSeq, a predicted model, not a curated record
GGACAACAAAAUGGCCGCCGCUACAUGUCGAUAACACCUGAGUGUCAAUGUGACGUCGUUCUAUUCAGCGGCACGCGCUUUAAUUAACCGUCACAUUCAAAUCUUUUACAAUCCGCCGACCGAGUACCACGUUCCCACGUCGUCAUGUUCCCGGUGGUCGGCGGCAGGGGCGGGCCGGCGGCGGCCCGGCUCCUGCUCGCACCCAGGGGCGCCGUGCUCGUGGCGGCCGUCCGCGGCCGCAAGUCCCGCAACGACCCGGUGGCCAAGUCCAAGGAGGGGCGGGUCAAGGUGCCGCCGCCCGUCGACCCGGCGGAGAUGGUGGUGCUCAGGGAGAGGUUCUCUGAGUACACGAUGAUCAUGAGGGCGCUCCGUCUGGAGUUUAAGGAGGAGGUGCUGAGGAAGAAGUACGAGGAGGAGACGGGCUCCCAGGCGGAGGAGAGGGCGAGGCAGGAUGCGGAGGAGCAUCGCGCCCUGAUGGCCUGGAACAACGAGGAGAACCGCCGAUUGCUCCACAUCAGGACGAUGAGGAUCCAGCAGGAGACGGAGGAAGCUGACCGCAAGAAGUUGGAGGCUGCCAUCAAGCGUGAACAAGAACAACAGGAGUUCAUCAAAGAGAAAGAGAAGGAGAUUUUGCAGUUGCAGGAGGAAGUGAAGAACUUCAUCAACCUGGAGAACUUGGAUCAGCGCAUCGAAGAAGCUCUGGACAAUCCAAAGAACUACAACUUUGCCAUCGACAAAGGAGGACGCGUCGUUAAACAGACAAUGCUGCAGUGAAAAGCGGCAGACGGCCGUUUCAGUCUAAUCCAUCCUGUAUGACGAACACUGUAAAAAAAAAAAAAAACAUUUGUCGUACCUGAUAACGAAGAUGUAUUUGAAAAAAAAAUCCUUCAAGUAGUUAAGGUUGAUGGACAGACAGACAUCACGUCAUCAGAAAUGUAUGAGCUUGGAGUCGAUUCAGCUUUUGACAGAAGACAAUAUUUCACGUGAUGAUCAGUUCGACAGUGCUGCCUUUAAUUUUCAUGUGUCUGUUUUAUAACCUUCCUUAUUUCAUUCAUGUACUGUCGAUCAUUACUGUCUGCUCAUGAUAUGUAAUGUAUAUAAAGUAAAUUAACCUUAA